AAGAGAGAGAGAGAAUAUUUUUUAUUAUUUUUUGAGUUUAAUACUUAUUCAAUUAAGAUCAAUGAAAAUUUUAAUAUUUUAAUUAUUAUGCCAAAAAGGGGACUUAAAAGAGAAAAAAAUUUGGAUAAGGAUCAGCUCUUUUUUUUCCUUCUUUCUUCCCCAACCAUUUCGCCUUUCUGCUCUUCUUUUUCUUCUCCCUGCACCGAACAACAAGAAGCCCAGCCACCAACGCACCUCCCUUUGAAAAACCGAGAAAUUCCAGAUCUGCUCUGCUCUGUUCCUCACUGUCGGCUGCUCUUGCUUGUGGGUGCGAAUUUCUCUGAUUUUUCGAUUUCUUGAUUUUUCCCCUGCACUUCCGCCGGCCUUCACCCAAACUGCAGCUCCGGUUUUUGCUGCUAAAUUCUGGUAUGUGACAGCCCUUUUAAGCCUAAAAUUAUCCAUUAGUUGCUGAAUUUAGUCCAUGAAUUACUGCCCCAUGUGCUGUCCGAAUUUUGUUGAAUUAGGGGGAUGAAUUCCGGUAGCUUUAGGACAAAAUUAAGCAUUAAUUCAAGUGGAAUUUAUGUGAUUGAGUGUUAAUUAACUGCUGUGAGAUUUUGGAGAGAAAUCCCAUGAGAUUAGUUAUAGUUUUGCCAAUUUUUGGAAGGUGCAGUUACUGUUUACGGGUACUGUUCACGCACUAAUGGCCAACAAUAGGAGGGUUUAAAUGUUAGUUAUACUGAGAAUGAAAUUGAGAUGUUUGGUCAUAUGGUUGAAUUUCGUGUGAAGCUCAUGGUUAGUAAAUUUGUAAGAUUGUGCUAAUAAUUCUAGUAGGGUCUGAAUGUAUUUAUUUGGAAUAUUAUGUGCUGUCAUGGCUUAGAGCACUGGGAUUGAGUCCUCGGUUUAUAUGAGUGAAUUUCUAUGUAAUGCUAUUGAGGUAAGUAAAUUAUGGUAACGUAU
Rubroshorea leprosula is the source of this 936-nucleotide messenger RNA. NCBI's taxonomy places the organism in Eukaryota, Viridiplantae, Streptophyta, Magnoliopsida, Malvales, Dipterocarpaceae. The record is from the annotation of a GenBank genome assembly.